Molecule: messenger RNA, 1500 nt
Organism: Lachancea fermentati
Lineage: Eukaryota; Fungi; Ascomycota; Saccharomycetes; Saccharomycetales; Saccharomycetaceae
Source: the annotation of a GenBank genome assembly
AUGGCAGAGGUCAUUAUUCAUCAUACACCUAAUAAUAACUACACAAUUGUUUCAUUGAUAUGUAAGACAAGGGAUACACGUAUUUAUGAAGCUUUUGAUAAGGACAAACAGGAAGUGCUCCUGAAAGUUUUUGAUAAAUCGACUCCUAGGGAUCUAAGUGAUUCUUGUACGGAUUUCUUCGAAGACCGAGGAGUUAUUUACCAAGUAUAUCCGAAAUACCGAAAGGAAGAGGAGGGUAGUGACUACUUCAAUUAUGAUAACGGUGAUGAAGUUGAUGACGUUAGCUUACUAGCUUCUGAGACUAAGUGCACCAAAAUACCAUCCAUUCUAGGAAAGUCUUCCAAUAUGGAACACAUAUCAUUCGUCCCAAGCACACCUAGUAUCAAAGGACGCUCGAAGGUAGGCAGCGAUCGCUUGUCUAACUGCAAGCAAUCAAAAAAAAUUGUGCGAACACCUAUCCCAAGAGGCACGAUACAUAUCCAGGAUCUAGUGUUGUCUUCCGGAGAAGAUGAGUAUGAUAGUGAUCGUGAUGACGAGUCUAGCAAUUCCGAGGACGAAGAAGAGAACACUAGUUAUGAUGAGGACGAUGAAGAUGAAGAUGAAGAUGAAGAUGAAGAUGAAGAAGAUGAAGAAGAUGAAGAAGAUGAAGAAGAUGAAGAAGAUGAAGAAGAUGAAGAAGAUGAUGGUAGAGAUGAGGGAGGAAAAAUAGCUUAUGAUAAUGAAAAUGAUAGCCACAAUAAAAAUUAUGAUGAUGUUAAAAACUCUGAUGUUGUAAAGCGUAACUUCAGAUUAACCCAAACUGCAAAACUCAAGUUUGAUCCAAAAAGCAUAUACGUGGAGUGCUCACAAACGCGAGGACAAAACCCACGGAGCAUUGCGAGUGGAAGGGGCGCUUUGCAGGAUAUGGCCAUGUUCAAUCAUCAAGAGAAAUUUACCAGAAGUUCGAAGUUAGCAGGUGUUCAGUCAGUAGCAACCGGGAAGGAUGUGACUUCAGGAAGGUCAAACACAUUUCAUGCCAAAAAUAGUCCGCCAAGCGGUAGAGAGUCCAGCACAGAUGAAGAGCUGGGGACUUUAACUGAAGAAGAUCUAAAAACUCCUACCGACAAAGAACUGGAGUUUGAAGUUAAUGCGAAAUUUCUUUCUCCUGGUAUAUUUCUCAAUGAUAUUCCUCGUAAAAAGCCGUUAGAAGAAUCGUUUCGUCUAGAGCAUAGAUUUCUUCCAACUACUAAGGAAGAGUCUACAAAGUAUGGUACCAAGUAUCAUGCAUUGCCCAGAACACCUGCACCUAGAAUCCGACGCAUGAGGCGUAAAAGUACUGGCAACGCUAUAAACGCGGAAAAAGUUUCUAAGGUCCCCGCUAUCAAAAAUUUGGCUACACCAUCGUCUCCCCGAUCACGAUCUCAAUCUGAAUCAAAUUGUAGGGCUGCAUUUGACCUAAAGUUGAACUGCAGCUCCAUGCUGAGAAGAAGAAAAUCAAAGGACUCAAGAGCAAAAGUUUAG